This is a messenger RNA of Actinia tenebrosa (Australian red waratah sea anemone), 3867 nucleotides long. RefSeq names its product PH and SEC7 domain-containing protein 1. The record is from RefSeq and is a predicted model, not a curated record. Gene Ontology annotation, molecular function: protein binding; guanyl-nucleotide exchange factor activity; phospholipid binding. Gene Ontology annotation, biological process: regulation of ARF protein signal transduction. NCBI's taxonomy places the organism in Eukaryota, Metazoa, Cnidaria, Anthozoa, Actiniaria, Actiniidae.
AUGGUCGUAAAUCAAUCGGGCAUCAUCGGAAAUCGAAGAUAAAACGAUAUUGUGGCUCAAAAAUUCGAACCGAAUCGAGUUGAAGUAGAAGAGAUGACAAGUCGAGGAGGAGGAGGCCGUACAAAAUAUGGAUAACAUUGUCAAACUAGAACGAAGAGCCCUUGGUGGCUUUGGAUUUAGUGUGAUAGGAGGUGUAGAUACUCAUCUUCCUCCCAUGGUUUGUGCUAUAGUUCAGAAUGGAUCGGCGCAUCUUAGUGGAAAGAUAUGUGCUGGUGAUGUUAUACUAGAAGUGAAUGGGAGACCCAUAACAGGACUCACAACAGAAGAAGUUGUAGAAUGUAUAAGAGACUCCCCUGAUGAACUAACACUGCGGCUCAUGAAAGACAGUGGAGCCAAAGAGCGUGCAAAGCCAUUCUUAAGGAAGUUUGCAGUUGCUGAUCCAAAAAUCCCAUUGUACCAAGCAAAGCUACACCGUACUGCCUCAGCUCCUCACACAUGCAUCACUGAAAAUCUUGUUAAAAGUAAAUACAAAAACAAGUCUGAUUCGUCUCCCAUUAUGAGGAGAAAUACCGGGAUAGAAACAAGAAAAGAGGACUUAAAAGUGAAGAAAAACUUACUUGCCAUAGAUGAAAACCCUGAUGGAACAAAGUAUCAUAGACUUAUCACUUAUUUUCCUGUUGACGGUAACCAACCUCAGACAAUGGAAGAUUUUUCUGCAUUGAAGCACAAAGAGAUAAAGCAUAAACGUUUUUCAGGGGAAGAUGAAUAUCUUUCUGGUGAGAUUUCUACCAGUGCGAGCUCUUUACCAAAAAAUUGUCCCUCUUGUGGUGGAGGAAUGCUUGUAUCUAGCACCCCUGGGUUGCAUGAAGGCAAUUCUAGACAGAAGCCCGGCAGCCCGACUAAACUACGCUGCAGAAAAUGUGGAAAAAGCUUGCAUGUAACACUUAGUAAUAGUAGUCUACCAGAAAAAUCUGGACCAUCAAGUAGAACAUUUGAAUCUUCGCCGAUAAAACCAUCUAGUUCACUACCUUCUAAUGCUACUUUAGGAAUCCAAAGAAAGGGUGUUGAUCAAUUGGAUAAUAGUGAGGAUACAAGAACUAGAAUUGAACAAAGUGAAGAAAAUGAACUAAAAAUUGAUAACGGAAGUGUUGGGCAGCCUAGUAAGGGUUUAACAGGGUCAUCAUCAGAAGCUUCAGUGGCUAGUGAGUCACAGUUACAAGUGGAAAGAGAGAAGGCUGGUGAAAUGGCAAUCAAAUUGUAUCGACUGGAAGGGUUUACAAAGGAUGAAGUUGCUGCGGAGCUCAGUAAAAAUACAAGAUUUGGAAAAACUGUUGCCCAAGAGUACCUGAAGUUGUUUGACUUUACUGACAUGACCUUAACAGAAGCUCUUAGGAAGUUCUUUAAGUAUGUCCUACUGAUUGGUGAGACACAGGAAAGAGAGAGAAUCCUUAUCCCAUUCUCUGAACGAUAUUAUGAAUGCAAUAAACCUGAGUAUGGCUCUUCAGAUGCAGUCCAUACUCUGAUAUGUGCUAUUCUUCUUCUAAACACUGAUCUACAUGGUGAGAAUAUCAGUAAAAAAAUGGCUUUAACAUCAUUUUUGGAAAACAUGACUGGUCUUUGUGAUGGGGGAGACUUCCCUAAAGAAUUACUUAAGUCAAUUUACCAAGAAAUCAAAGAAUCACCAUUUGAGUGGAGUGGAGAAAUACCACCACGGUCAGCACCUGGAACACCAAAACCGUCCAGAAAUGUGAAUGGAAUAAGGGCAUCGCCAGGAAAUCCAUUUUUAGAGAUUCAGUGCGAUGAAAAUGACAAGGUGUACAGGGAAGGACUGGUGUACAGGAAAGUGACAAUGGAGUCUGAAGGAAAGAAAACUUCAGCAUGGAAAAGAAAAUGGAUGCCAUUCUAUGCAACACUCAAAGGUCUAAUAUUAUUUUUACACAAGUCUGAUGAAAUCAGUCAUCUUGAAAACACAAGGAACUGCUUGGGGAUCCAUCAUUGUUUUGCAAGUCGUGCCAUGGAUUACACAAAGAAACAGUUUGUGUUUCGUCUCGUCACUGCUGACUGGAGAGAAUUCCUCUUCCAAGCUAAAAAUCAUAAUGACAUGGCAGGAUGGAUCGAUAUGCUUAAUUUGGUUGCCGCUACCUUUUCAUCACCCCCCCUGCCUGCACCAGUCGGAUCAAGCAAGAGGUUCCAAAGACCAGUUCUUCCAUUCUCUAAGACAAGAUUGACUCUGGCUAAGCAAAUUGAGCACCAUGAACAGAAGGCCAAAGAAUCACAAGAUAGCUUAAUAGCCUGUUUGCAAAACCAACCUAGAGAAGGAAUGUCACGGUACCUUCAGGAUUGGCAGGAAAAAAGGGAUUUCUUGGAAUAUGAAUAUAAACGCUACAUGAGUUAUGUGACAGCGUUACGAGGAUCCAAACUAGAGAGCAAGAUCCGUGAUAAACCAAAAGGUGAAGCCAGGUCAGCAGAAUCAAUAAUGCUACAGAUGAAACGAAGUAGUUCUGUAGGCAACCUAGACUCUAGUACAGGUUACAGGGCUAGGACAAUUAGAGAGAGUUAUUUUAUGGCUAUUUACCAAGAAUAAUCUUAAAUUUAUAAAUCAAUUAUAAAUUCAAAAUAAUUACAUUAAUUCGAGUAAGUUAUAUACAAUAUGGUUUGGUCCUGUAAAUACUAUUAAUAAUAAUAUUGUAUGGAACGAACCUGAUGGCAUUGAAGAGUCUUAUAAAUAUUGCGCUAUAGUGAUCAGUGAUGGAGUGUCGGCCCACAUCCUGGUCAGAGGUUAUAGUCACUGGCGAAACACAAAUUGGAUUAAGAAUGGUUUUAUUUAGAUUUAAUAUAUACCAACACCUUCAGAGUUUAUUUCAAGCAGUUAUAAAGGAACUAAAGAAUUUUAAAAUCCAGAAAAAAUAAUUUAUUUAAAAUUUGUUGUAUGGUAAAAUGGUGUAAAAAAUUUCACAACGGAGAUCUGUUUUUGACCAAAAUUGUAAAAUUAUCAAUGAAAGAAAAGAUACAAAUGACACUGUACAUAUGACCUUAAACCUUUCAAAUUGUAGAAUCAUGAACAACACACAAUCUUUCUCAGAAAUUUUUCAGUCCAUUUAAGCACUUAUCACAUGUAGAUAUUUAUCAAAGGCAUACAUACAGAGUACAUUGAAAAUACUAAACACAAGUAGAUUUUGUAUUUUUAUCAGCAGUUUUGGAACUCUUCAUCACCACCAUACUCAGCUGGCUGCUAACACUAUAAAAGUAGGCUUUCGCAUGCAAUAGACUUGAUAUAAUAAAGCCCUCAACAGUUUUUAUCUGUAGAACGUGUAUAGAAUUUGGCUGCACUGGUGGCUGCCUUCAUAUCAGAACUAAAUAAAAGUAAUUAGAUGAAAGCUCGCAUUAUAACGUAAACAUAACUCUGACACCUUGAUUUAAUACAAAUAAAUAAAUGGCACACAGAAAUGUAUUUAGAUCUAGAUAGGAAUGAGAUAAAAUGAAUUAUGAUAUAGUCAGGUAUAAAAAAAUAAAAAGGUAGUACACCUUUUGCUGUUCAUUAACCGCAAAGGAAUAUUCAUUCAAGCGAAAAAGCAUUAUCAUUAGCGCGAAGAGGCACACAAUAACGCGAACGGAGUUUCAAGAGCGCGAUGGAACAUUCAUUAAGGAAUUUAGCAUAACAUUGGACAAUCAUGAAUAUGUUUGUGCAGGUUCAUUAGCGUUUUCGAAGUUUCAUUAGCGCCUUUGUGCAAUCAAUAGACAAAACCACACUUUCAAUAACGGUUUUUGGACAUUCAUUGGCGCAAUACAUUAUUACUUUACUUUUUACACGGGAAUUGUAGGAUUUUAGCUAGAAGGCAAGGCAUUCCACUCGGAGAGCUAAGAAAA